AUGUCUGUACCAUCCAACUUGUCAAAAGAGUUUGUGGAUUUCGUAAAAGCUAUCGGAGAUAGCAAGUCCAAACAAGAGGAAGAUGGAAUUGUGGUGAAUGAAAUGUCUAAGCUGAAGAAGAGAAUCAUGGAUACAAAGUGCGAUAACCGUACAACCAAGGAGAAUAUGUUGUAUAUGAUCUACUGUGAAAUGCUUGGUCAUGACUGCUCCUUCGGAUAUAUCAAGUGCAUUGAGCUGUCUGCAAAUCCUAACGUCUACCUGAAGAAGGUUGGAUACCUGACUGCUUCUUGCUGCAUUGGACCCGAGCAUGAGUUCCGUUUCAUGGUCAUUAACAUGCUCCAGAAGGAUAUGUCCUCGAACGACCACGUGGAGGUCGCGAACGCUCUGAUCGCCACCUCGAUGCUCAUCACCAAGGAGAUGAUUCCCGCUGUGAUCAGUCCUGUGGCGAACCUUCUCCACCACAAGCGAGAGUUCGUUCGUAAGCGAGCGCUGCUUGCCCUGCACCGCUUCUACCAGCUGGACAAGGACAGCAUUUCGCAUCUGACGGACGACAUCUGCAAGCUUCUGUGCGAUUCGGAUCCCGCGGUGAUGACCGCUUCGGUUGUCCUGCUCGACGACAUGUGCAAGGACGAUCCCAAUAUCGGCAAGAACCUGGUGCCCUCGCUGGUGAGCAUCCUGAAGCAGAUCGUGGAGCACCGUCUCCCGCGCGAUUACGACUACCACAACGUGCCCGCGCCGUGGGUGCAGAUCAAGAUCGUGCAUCUGCUGUCGCACCUGGGCUACGGAGACCAGACGAACUCGGAGAAGAUGUACCAGGUGAUCGCGUCGACGAUGUCCGCUGCAGACGCGGGCACGGCGAUCGGCCACGCCAUCACGUACGAGUGCAUUCGCUGCGUGGUGCACAUCUACCCGAACCAGGAACUGCUGGACUCGGCGAGCAAGGCCACUGCGUUCUUCAUCAACAACCCGCUGCCGAACCUGAAGUAUCUGGGUCUGAUGGCUCUGGGCGAGAUGGUGAAGGAGAACCCCACGGUGGCGGCCAAGCACCAGAUGGCCGUGAUGAACUGCCUGCAGAGCGACGAUGAGGCGCUGCGCCGCAAGGCGAUCGACCUGCUGUUCGCGAUCAGCAACGAGAACAACGUGCAGGUGGUGAUCGACAAGAUGCUGGACUUCCUGAAGACCACCAACGAUGAGUACUUCCAGGUGCUCCUGAUCAACCGCGUGAACGACCUCGCGGAGCGCUUCGCCCCCAACCCGUCCUGGUACAUCAAGACCAUCACGCAGCUCUUCCUGGCCGCUGGCGACAUGGUGCCCAACAACGUGGCGUCCACCGUCAUGAAGCUGCUCGAGGAGGGCCAGGGCGACCCCGAUAUCGACUACCAGCUGCGCGGCGAGGCCGUGGCCAUGUACUUGGAGCUGAUGGACGAGCCCAAGCUGCCCGCCGUGUUCGUGCAGGUGCUGGCGUUCGUGCUGGGCCAGUACGGAGACACCGCGGAGGUGGGAAUGGAGGAGGUCGUGCGCCGCCUCUGCAUUCUGUUCGAGCGUCUGAGCGACGUGGAGACCAAGGGCUACUGCAUCAACGCCAUCAUGAAGAACUGCGGCCGCAUGGGCUCGCUGACCGAGGAGGCGGACGCCGUGAUGAAGGAGUGCUGCCUGUCCCGCUUCGUGGACCUCCAGCAGCGCGGCCACAUGUUCAAGGUCAUGAUGGAGGGCAUGGGUCUGCUCUCCGUCGCCUUCCCCUCCGCCGCCGAGGACGCCGUCUUCGACGCGGACGAGUCGCUCUCCUUCCUGCAGACCUACGUCGACGAGAUGCGCAUCAACGGCGCUCCGGAGUACAAUCCUCCCGAGGACUCCGAGGAGGAGCGCGAGGAAGAGGCCAACACGCUCAAGACCGACGCCUACGCCGCUCCCGAGGUGGCCAAGCCCGACUACGCCGCCUACGACGCCGCUCCCGCCCAGCAGGCCCAGCCCGCCUCCACCGGCUUCUUCGGCGCCCAGCCUGCGCAGCCCGCAGCGCAGCCCGUCCAGCAGCAGCAACAACAACAGCCGAGCGCGGCGGAUCUGUUCGGCACCAACAAGGCCGCGGACCUGUUCGGAUCGACGAGCGGAUUCUUCGGCCCUGCGACGGUCACCACGCCCGCGAAGUCGCCGCACAUCCGCACGCCGCAGCCCACGACGCCCAGCAGCAACAGCAACGCGUACGACGUGUUCUCGUCCAGCAACGGCAACAUGUUCUUCGGCAACACGCCCGAGCCCGAGCCUGUCCAAGAGCCCGCUCCCGCUGCCGCCGCCAAUCCCUUCGAUUUCGGCUUCGGCGCGCCUGCGCAGCCCGUCCAGCAGCCCAAGCAGCAGCCCGCUGCCGCUGCGAAUCCCUUCGAUUUCGGCUUCGGCGCCCCCGCCCAGCCCAUGCAGCAGCCUAAACAGCAGCCGGCGCAGGCCAAUCCGUUCGACUUUGGCUUCGGCGCCCCUGCGCAGCAGCCCGCCCAUCAAAACUUCGGAUUCGGAGCCCCUGCUCAGCAGCAGCCCAUGCAGCAGAACUUUGGAUUCGGAGCUCCCCAGCAGCCCGCUCAACAGAACUUUGGCUUCGGCGCUCCGGCUCAGCAGCCCGCCCAGCAAAACUUUGGAUUCGGAGCUCCUGCCCAGCAGCAGCCCGCGCAGCAGAACUUCGGCUUUGGAGCUCCUAGCUCUACGAUUGAUCCCUUCGCCGGAUUUGGCUUUUAA
Molecule: messenger RNA, 2721 nt
Organism: Blastocystis hominis
Lineage: Eukaryota; Bigyra; Opalinata; Blastocystidae
Exons: 4
Coding region: 1-2721 (906 amino acids)
Biological process (GO): intracellular protein transport; receptor-mediated endocytosis
Cellular component (GO): AP-4 adaptor complex; membrane coat
Molecular function (GO): cargo adaptor activity
Source: RefSeq, a predicted model, not a curated record